AUGGCGCGCCUAUGUGCACGAUUAGACGCAUUACAUACUUUACAAGAACUAUGGUUAUUACUGUAUCAGUUAUGUUGUUCUGAAUGUCAUCGUGAACAAUGGAAUCAAUCAGUAAAUGUCGAUCUAAUUUCAUCUGUGAAGUUAACUGAUCUACCAAAAUAUUUGAAUAUUUUAUUAAUGCCUACUAAAUUAUUCAACAAUGAUGACAAUUAUAAUACUACUAUUAGUAGUAGCAGUAGUAGCCAGCUCAAAAAAACACGAUCACAAAAACAUAUGAAAGUUUCACAUGUGUACCAUGAAGCUCACAGUCAUAUGAAUGAACAAGCAUUCACCACUAAUAUCAAAGCAUAUAAUCAUGAUAAUGAUGAUGAUAUUCAUCGUCAUCCUCAUGACGAUAAUCUAAUUGAUCAUGGACAUACUGUUAUGACGAUGAAUACAACAUUUCCGAAUUCAAAAUAUGCUUGUUGUUCCAUCGAACAUGAUCAACUAAUUGAAGACUGCGCCGGUCGUCUAAUUCAAUCAUUAGAUGUGGAUUGUCUACUAAAAUCAGCUGAUGAUUGUCCUUUGGAUGGUGGCGAUGAUUUUGGUGAUGAUAGUGGAAAUUGGGCAGAAACACACUUUCUAUGUGGUUUACAUAUGGCUAGUGAAUUAGUUGAAUUUGCUAAAGCUUUAAACAACAUACUUUUCCAUGGUAGUAUGUUGUUGUAA
Schistosoma intercalatum is the source of this 708-nucleotide messenger RNA. The record is from the annotation of a GenBank genome assembly. Lineage: Eukaryota; Metazoa; Platyhelminthes; Trematoda; Strigeidida; Schistosomatidae.